CCUAUAUAUAAGCUGCUUCUAUUUCUUGUUCCUCUUUCUCUUAAACCCUAGUACAGGGCCGCAGUUGUGCCCCCCCAAUUUCCAGUGAUUCAAUUUUCAAGAGGAAACAAUGGUUCAGUACAAUUUUAAGAAGAUCACCGUGGUCCCCAGCGGGAAGGACUUCAUUGAUAUCAUCCUUUCUCGGACUCAAAGGCAAACACCGACAGUUGUUCACAAGGGAUAUGCCAUUUCUCGACUUCGUCAGUUUUAUAUGCGUAAAGUCAAGUAUACCCAGACGAAUUUUCACGAGAAGCUUUCCGCAAUAGUUGAUGAGUUUCCUCGGCUGGAUGAUAUUCAUCCUUUCUAUGGUGAUCUCCUUCAUGUUCUUUACAACAAAGAUCAUUACAAGCUUGCCCUUGGCCAAGUUAACACUGCCAGGAAUCUCAUUAGUAAGAUCGCUAAGGAUUAUGUGAAAUUGUUGAAAUAUGGGGAUUCACUGUAUCGGUGUAAAUCGUUGAAGGUUGCUGCUCUUGGUCGGAUGUGUACUGUGAUUAAGAGGAUUGGUCCUAGUUUAGCUUAUCUGGAGCAAAUCAGACAACAUAUGGCCAGGCUGCCUUCGAUUGAUCCAAACACUCGAACUAUCUUAAUUUGUGGCUAUCCCAAUGUUGGCAAGAGCUCCUUCAUCAACAAGAUCACUAGGGCCGAUGUGGAUGUGCAGCCUUAUGCUUUCACCACUAAGUCGCUCUUUGUAGGUCAUACUGACUACAAGUACCUGAGAUACCAAGUGAUUGACACGCCUGGGAUUUUGGACCGACCUUUUGAAGAUCGUAAUAUUAUUGAGAUGUGCAGUAUCACAGCACUUGCACAUCUGCGAGCGGCUGUGCUGUUCUUCUUGGAUGUCUCAGGGUCAUGCGGCUACAGCGUUGCUCAACAAGCAGCUCUCUUCCAUAGUAUCAAGUCCCUUUUUAUGAACAAGCCCUUGAUCGUUGUCUGCAACAAGACAGAUUUAAUGCCGUUGGAAAAUAUAUCAGAGGAAGACAGGAAACUGGUCAUGGAGAUGAAAGCAGAAGCUAUGAAAACUGUGUUCGGUCAGGGAGGUGAACCUACAGAAGAUGAGGGUGUGCUUCUGACCAUGAGUGCAUUGACAGAGGAGGGGGUUAUUGCUGUGAAGAAUGCAGCUUGUGAGCGGUUACUGGAUCAGCGGGUGGAAUUGAAAAUGAAAUCCAAAAAGAUUAACGACUGCUUGAAUAGGUUCCAUGUUGCAAUACCAAAGUUGCGUGACCACAAAGAAAGGCCACCUUGUAUUCCUCAGGCAGUUUUGGAAGCUAAAGCGAAGCAAGCAGAAGAGGCAGCAGAGAAGGAGAAGAGAAAAACAGAAAAGGAACUGGAGGAUGAAAAUGGUGGUGCAGGUGUAUACUCCGCUAGUUUGAAGAAGCACUAUAUCUUAGCCCAUGAUGAAUGGAAAGAAGAUGUAAUGCCAGAAAUUCUUGAUGGCCAUAAUGUUUAUGACUUCAUUGAUCCUGAUAUCCUGCAAAGGCUCGAAGAGUUGGAAAAAGAAGAAGGCAUUCGGCAGGAAGAAGGAGAAGAUGAGGAUUUUGAAAUGGAUGGUGACGAGUUGACUCCAGAACAGAGAGAAAAUUUUGCUGCAAUCAGGAAAAAGAAAAACUUACUCAUUCAAGAGCAUAGAAUUAAGAAGAGCACGGCAGAGAGUCGGCCCACCGUGCCUAGGAAAUUUGAUAAGGAAAGGAAGUUCACUACAGAGAGAAUGGGCAGACAGCUCAGCUCUUUAGGGAUAGAUCCCUCUUUGGCAAUUAGUCGUGCCCGCAGCCGGUCAUUGUCAAGGGGCCGCAAAAGAGAGAGGUCUGUUGCCAAAGAUGGCGGUGAUGCAAUGGAUAUGGAUGUCGACCAACCAAAUAAGAAACAAAGACUAUCUAGAUCUCGAUCACGGUCUAAGUCACGGCCUCUAAAUGAGCUUGUUCCUGGAGAGGGUUUCAAGGAUACAGCUCAGAAAAUGAAAGGUAUUAAGCUUCAUAAGAAAUCUGCGAAAAAGAGGAAUAAGGAUGCUCGGAAGGGAGAAGCUGAUAGAGUUAUUCCUACUCUCAGGCCUAAGCACUUGUUUUCCGGGAAACGCUCCAUUGGAAAGACCGACAGACGUUGAUCACUUAAUAAGGGAGAUGUUCAAGUAUUACUUACUGAAGCGUAUUGAAUCGCAGACUGUCUUUGCUGCUUUAAUUUUGGUAGUGAUUGAAGGUUUUUGUAUUGAAUUUUUUAGUAUUGAUAUGAACAAUUUUGUACCAGAGUUUGAAUUGUUGUUUAAUGCUUUUAAUUAUUUAAGGUGAGUGGAGUAAAGAUGAUAUUUACAUGUUU
This is a messenger RNA of Mercurialis annua (annual mercury), 2346 nucleotides long. Its product is annotated as nucleolar GTP-binding protein 1-like. The record is from RefSeq and is a predicted model, not a curated record. The transcript has 3 exons. Gene Ontology annotation, cellular component: nucleolus. The coding region runs from base 110 to 2137 and encodes 675 amino acids. Gene Ontology annotation, molecular function: GTP binding; RNA binding; GTPase activity. Gene Ontology annotation, biological process: ribosomal large subunit biogenesis. Lineage: Eukaryota; Viridiplantae; Streptophyta; Magnoliopsida; Malpighiales; Euphorbiaceae.